Molecule: messenger RNA, 2498 nt
Organism: Cokeromyces recurvatus
Lineage: Eukaryota; Fungi; Mucoromycota; Mucoromycetes; Mucorales; Mucoraceae
Product: gamma-tubulin complex component protein
Exons: 3
Coding region: 84-2381 (765 amino acids)
Biological process (GO): spindle assembly; meiotic cell cycle; mitotic cell cycle
Cellular component (GO): equatorial microtubule organizing center; centrosome; spindle pole
Molecular function (GO): gamma-tubulin binding; microtubule minus-end binding
Source: RefSeq, a predicted model, not a curated record
AAAAAAAAAAAUAAAAAAUAAAAUAAAAUAAAUCAUUUAUUCAUAAUACACAGAUAUUUUUUUUUUAUCCUUUUAGUGGAAUUAUGCUUCAUGAAUUAUUAUUUAUGCUAUUAGGACACUCUGGUGAUGUCUUUGUUGCUUAUCCAUCCCAACAUCCUUGGACAUUUAUCAUUCAUCCUGACUGCCCUUUACUUCAUCCCUCUGAACGCGAAAGUUUAAAUCGACUAGGUCAAUUAGGAUGGAUCUAUUCAGAAAUCAACCAAUUUGUCAAUAGUAUAAACGAUUUUCAAUCAUUAACUUUAAAAAGAACAAAUAAACCCCAUGGUGCCUAUAUUCGAUCACUUACAACUUCUAUAGAAAAUCUAUUGAACGAUUAUAGAAACGAGAUUUUAGAAAUGGAAAAACGUAUUCUCAAUAAGGAGGAUGAUGCUGGUGGCGGUGUGAUCCCUUUAGCCCUCUUGACUGUGAAUUUGAAUCGAUGGCAGAUUUUAUUACCAGCGCUAUCUAACUUGAUUCGAUCUUUAAAGCAGAACCCUAUCAAAUAUCAUGGAUGUCGAUUAUUCGAUUUGUUAAUAGAAGAAUCAAAGACGGGCAUUUAUGAAUGGCGUAUAGAGAUUGAGAAAAUGAUUAUACAUUUACAUGACGUCUUAUACCGUCAACUUACAGUUUGGAUGGUAUACGGUCAAUGGGUAGACCCUGAUAACGAAUUCUUUAUAUUACCCUUUUCGGAAGAAACGUCUCUGGAGAAAGAUAGGGAGGCGCUAUCAACAGCAGGUUGGCAUCGAUUAUAUGUCAUUGAUUAUGAUCGUGUCCCUUUGCAUUUAUCACGUUCAUUAGUAGAAUCCAUCCUUUUUGUGGGAAAGGCGAUUGCAACUGUAAAUGAAAUCAAUAAGCUUCCCCUCUCACUUUGUCAACAAGGGGACAAUGUGUCACGUCCUAUUGACUUUAUGACAUCCUCCAUGGGGAAAUCAAAUCGUCGUUCUACUCUCUUCUAUCAACAAAAGAAAUUACAAGUACCGAUUGAUAUGAUGACUAAACACCUCCAUUUACUAUCUUCGCUUCAUUCCUCACAGCAUACAACACCACCACCAUUACCUUCAUCUCCCUGGAUUCGUUAUCCUCAACAACUAGAAUUGAUCGUAAACCAAAUUAGACGAUCCACUGCAGAUUGGUUGUUUUCACAAGUUCUGGUUGGUGAACAUGGCUUACAUCGAUAUCUUCAAUCAUUUCGAAAUGUAUUUUUAUUAAACUAUGGAGACUUGUCUACGAAUUUCCUUGUUGAGUGUCUAUUAUGGCGUCAGCGUUCAUUGCAUCGAUCCUACUCUGACGAAGAUCGUCAACGUCGUCGUCACAAUAGCAGCAGCGGCAGCAGCAUCAGCAUCAACAAUAAUAAUAAUAAUAUACAUCAAGCAAGUAAAACAGAUUUAAUAUUAAGACACCAAGAACUGAAUGCUUUAUUGGGUAAGGCUUCUAUAGGCACGGAAGCUGAAGACCAACUGAUGGGCUAUAGUUUAUUAGUCGAGGAUAAAGAAACAGAGCAAUAUCCCUUUUCAAAUUUGUUGUUAGAACAUGUACGCAUCGUAUUAACCUUUCAUCUCGAAUGGCCUAUUGAUUUAUUUUUAAGUAAGGAUCAUUUGAAAAGAUACAGUCAGCUUUGGUCGUUUUUGAUUAGUUUAAAGGGCACUGAAAUGGCCUUGAAGGAUUUGUGGAAGACAGAUCGUUCGAAUGAGGAAGUUAUCGGCAAGCGUUCCAUUCAAUUAAAUGAAAACGAUGAAUAUACUGAGAGAUUUGUAUGGCGUGUAAGAUCAUUGAUGCUAUUUUGGAUCAAGACAUUUUGGAGCCAUAUUCAGCUUCAUGUUAUUGAUUCUCAUUAUCAACAGCUAAUUGCAAUGACAACUCCGUCAACUGUAGCCAAACGUCGAUCUUGGCAACCAAAGGCAAAACUAGACUUUGAAGAGAUUCUAGCCGCUCAUGAAGAAUUUUUAAACAAUAUUAUGCGUGGCUGUUUAUUGGAAUCAACAGAAUGUGUGAAAAUCAUGUACGCUAUUUUAGAUACUUGUCUUGGUUUUUGUAAAUUGAUGGAACAAUUGACUGAAAAGGGAGAAUUAAGAAGAAACAAGCGACGUAAAAGAGCAGCAAGAACAGCUAGUGACAUUGUAAAUCAAUGGACCAAUAAUGAUGUUAAUUUACCAUGGAUGGAAAAAGUGAAAAGUAUUCAAGAGGAAUUUAAUAUGUUGACUCAACAAUUUUUUGCAUUAGCUUCUUCACAGCGAUUAGAUGUUAAAGUAAGUGGUCAAUUAGACGCUUUGCUGACACAAUUAGAUUAUAAUAAAUGGUUUUCUAAAACUCAAUAUACCCAAAUUAUCAUUAACAACACGUGAAACCCUUAUUAUUGCUAUUAUUUUUAUUAAACACACACACACACAUACACACCCCCGCCCCUUCUAAAUUAAGUAUCUCUUUGUCUCUCUCUGUCUCUCUCUCUCUCUCUUUUUUUU